Cinclus cinclus is the source of this 399-nucleotide messenger RNA. RefSeq names its product small integral membrane protein 33 (gene SMIM33). NCBI's taxonomy places the organism in Eukaryota, Metazoa, Chordata, Aves, Passeriformes, Cinclidae. The record is from RefSeq and is a predicted model, not a curated record. The transcript has a single exon. Bases 1 to 399 code for a protein of 132 amino acids.
AUGAACGCCUCGGUGGCCGGCAGCCAGCUGCGACACCCCGAGCCCCAGGACGUGGCCGCCUUCACUCCCGUGUCCGUCGUCAGGAGCGUGAGCAAGAGGUCGGACGCGCUGCCCGUGAUCUCGGUGAUCGUGGUGGUGUUCGUGCUGCUGGCCGUGCUCAUCAUCCUGGCCGUGCACUACGGGCCCCAGCUGCGCACGGUGCAGAUCACGCUGUACCACGAGCCCAUGGCCCAGCACAUGGACAGCGUGCUCCUCACGCACUGGAGGCAGCUGGAUUCCCGUGGGAAGCUGCCGGGUUGGGAUCUGCCCUCGGCUGGAGUCACCUGCCACUGCUCCUGCAGUCAUCACCUUCCCCAUGGCAGCGCUGAGCCCAAUGUCAUCGAGAUCACCUACCUGUGA